Messenger RNA from Lycium ferocissimum, 1914 nucleotides. RefSeq names its product indole-3-acetic acid-amido synthetase GH3.6-like. Lineage: Eukaryota; Viridiplantae; Streptophyta; Magnoliopsida; Solanales; Solanaceae. Gene Ontology annotation, molecular function: indole-3-acetic acid amido synthetase activity. Bases 148 to 1914 code for a protein of 588 amino acids. The record is from RefSeq and is a predicted model, not a curated record. Gene Ontology annotation, cellular component: cytoplasm. The transcript is spliced from 4 exons.
AUUAAAAUAUAGUAAUGUACAAGACAGAGAUAAAACCGAAGCCUCUUUACCCACAGUUUAUAGCACUCCACAGCAAAGGAAAAUUAGGAAAAAAAAAAAAAGUUGUUAAAUGCAAACAUUUAGAGAGUUUCCUGGUCCUUAUUAAAUAUGGAAAGAAACAUGGCUGAGCAAAACAAGAAGAAUCUUCAGUACAUUGAAGAGGUCACUACCAAUGCUGAUGAUGUCCAAAAGAGAGUUCUUGCUGAAAUCCUCGCUCGAAAUGCCAACGUUGAGUACUUGCAGCGCCAUAAUCUCAAUGGUCACACUGAUAGAGAGACAUUCAAGAAAGUGAUCCCUGUGAUCACCUACGAAGAUAUUCAGCCCGAUAUCAACCGUAUAGCCAAUGGCGAUAAAUCUCCAAUCCUCUGCUCCCAGCCCGUAACUGAAUUCAUGACAAGUUCUGGGACGUCACGAGGGGAGAGAAAAUUGAUACCAACAAUAGAGGAAGAGCAAGGGAGGAGACCGCUGCUUCACGGCCUUAUGAUGUCUGUGGUGAGCCAAUUUGUUCCAGAUUUUGAAAAGAGCAAAGGAAUGUAUUUCAUGUUCGUAAGGUCUGAAGCGAAGACCCCGGGAGGAUUAUUAGCUCGCCCCCUUUUAACUAGUAUUUACAAGAGUCCUCAUUUCAUCAACACCAACUACACGAGCCCGACUGAAGCCAUUCUCUGCCUAGACGCUUACCAAAGCAUGUACGCACAAAUGCUUUGUGGCCUCUGCCAAAACAGAGAAGUCGUCCGUGUUGGCGCUGUUUUUGCAUCUGCCUUCAUCCGUGCCAUGCGAUUCUUGGAGAAUCAUUGGUCUCUAAUAUGUAACGAUAUCCGAACUGGAACCAUUUAUGCCCAAAUUACUGAUCCUUCAGUGAGAGAGGCUGUGAUGAAAAUCCUCAAACCCGACCCGGAGUUGGCUGAUUUCAUCGAGGCCGAAUGCAGCAAGGAUUCAUGGCAAGGGAUCAUCACUAGGCUGUGGCCUAAUACCAAGUACGUGGAUGUCGUAGUGACUGGAACAAUGUCACAAUAUAUACCAACGCUCGAUUAUUAUAGCAAUAGUCUCCUCCCUCUCGUCAGCACCACGUAUGGUUCCUCGGAAUGUUUGUUUGGGAUCAACUUGAACCCCUUUUGUAAGCCCAGUGAAGUCUCUUACACUCUCUUUCCCACCAUGGGCUAUUUCGAGUUCUUAGCAAUUCACAGGAACAAUGAAGUCGUCGAUUCUAUCUCCAUACCCGAGUCACAUAAUGAGAGGAAAGAACAACAAUUGGUCGAUUUGGUUGAUGUCAAGAUUGGCCAAGAAUACGAGCUCGUUAUUACCACAUAUUCUGGACUCUAUAGAUACAGGGUGGGUGAUGUGCUUCGGGUUGCUGGAUACAAGAACAGCGCGCCUCAAUUCAACUUUGUAUGCCGGGAAAAUGUAAUCUUGAGCAUCGAUUCUGACAAGACUGAUGAAUUUGAGCUACAAAAUGCAGUGAAAAAUGCAGCGAGCAAUCUGAUGACAUUCGAUGCACGUGUAACCGAGUACACCAGCUAUGCCGAUACUGCCACCAUUCCAGGCCACUAUGUCAUAUUCUGGGAGCUGAGCGAGAAUGGCUCUACCACGAUUCCUCCUUCGGUUUUUGAAGAAUGUUGCCUCACCAUUGAAGAAUCUUUAAACUGCGUCUACCACCAGAUGCGUGCGUGUGACAAAUCCAUCGGACCUCUGGAAAUCAGGAUAGUGGAAACAGGUACUUUUGACAAGCUCAUGGACUAUUGUUGCACUAACUUAGGUGCUUCCAUAAACCAAUACAAGACGCCGCGGUGCUUGAAACUUGGGCCGCUCAUGGAGCUAUUGGACUCGAGGGUUGUGUCUAGCUACUUCAGUCCCGUGUGUCCGAAAUGUUAUAUAUAA